AAGUUCAGGUUAAGAACUCUUAUGAAUCAGGACAACGUGAAAGAAGAAGACGCUGGUGUCAUACGAUUUAGCAGGCUUGCGGGUAAGUCGGAUGAAGUGGGGUACUCUGACCUGUACAGUGACAUAAGUGAUCGCUAUGACUCUGCCCUCUAUAACACAAUCACUGCAGACGACUUUUCCAGAGAAAGAACCGGAACCGGAACCAGAAACAAUUCACAGCAUUGUCCUUGUGAGCGCAUACCGGAAGUGGACACUUUGACAAGACAAGUAUCCCAGAAUACUUUGCGACCUAAAAACAAGAUUACAUUAGAAAUUCAGCUAGAAGGUACAACAGCGACGAGUGUUGAGCUAUUACCAAAGGGCGGAGACGAUCAGUCAUACCUACAUGCUAUUACCAACAGUUAUCUUUCCUGCUAACUUUAGAAAAAUAAAAGCAUGUGAACAAAAGAGCUAGAAAUAUUUGGACAGUAUGUCAUUGACAAAGACUUGUUUGUUUUCACACUUCCUUAUUUAGAACAAUAUGUUCAGACUAGAUUCAUUUCCUUCGCUGACAAAUAUGUAAAUUACUCAUACAUUAUAAAGUAAAUGUUUAUACUCAUGUAUAUAUGACUAAACAAUCUUUAUAUACAGUCAUUGUCGUUGAAUGCAUUUAUAACCAUGUUCAUGUGUCAAAUCAGAACAUUGUUUUUUGUGCCUUUGUUUGUUUUUAAAUACAUUGUACAUGUAGCGUCCAUUGUCUAAAGUUUAACGUUUGUACUGAUUGCACAUUUUGUAAAGUGUUAGUAGGCUACCUAGUAGGCCAUCAAACUUGUCUAAUUUUUCAUUGCGGCAUUUGCAUUUUUACUUUUGGUUAUUUAGUUGUUACGUCGUCACAUUACUUUUCUUUUGCAGCUUUUGAACCAUCGGCGCAUCAUUUGUAAAGUAGCGCUUUGCUUUUGGAAAUGUGCAGAUAUGUUGAUUACAUCCAUUAAUUAUGAAAAAAGAAGAAAAAAACUGCAUUGUUAAAUAGAUCAACAAUAUUAACAUUAUGAUGUUAUUUUUUUUUUGUUGUCAUUCUUUUUCUUGUGUAUACAUGGCUGUUUUUUUUCUGUCGGUUAUAUAGCAUAAAUACCCGGUAUGUAAUUAUCUUUUGGUUACAUGGAAUAAAUCUUCAAAAACAA
This is a messenger RNA of Ruditapes philippinarum (Manila clam), 1160 nucleotides long. RefSeq lists its product as uncharacterized. Lineage: Eukaryota; Metazoa; Mollusca; Bivalvia; Venerida; Veneridae. The transcript has 2 exons. The coding region runs from base 22 to 417 and encodes 131 amino acids. The record is from RefSeq and is a predicted model, not a curated record.